CCGGCAAGAUGGCGGCGCCCUUGGAGCUCAGGUGCUGGGGAGGCGGCUGGGGGCUCCCGUCGGUGCACAGCGAGUCCUUGGUGGUGAUGGCUUACGCCAAGUUUUCUGGUGCACCCCUGAAAGUCAAUGUCAUAGAUAACACCUGGAGAGGUUCAAGAGGAGAUGUACCAGUUUUGACAACUGAAGACAGUAUUGUUUCUCAGCCGGCAAAAAUACUAAACUUUUUAAGAAAACAGAAAUAUAAUGCCGAUUAUGAACUGUCAGCAAAACAAGGGGCAGAUACACUAGCUUACAUUGCUCUCCUCGAAGAGAAGCUUCUUCCUGCAGUGCUUCACACAUUCUGGGUUGAGAGUGACAAUUACUUUACUGUGACAAAGCCGUGGUUUGCUUCACGAAUGCCUUUUCCCUUGAGUUUGAUCCUGCCUGGAAGAAUGUCUAAGGGAGCACUGAAUAGGAUUCUCCUGACCAGGGGAGAGCCUCCCCUCUACCACCUCCGAGAUGUAGAAGCUCAGAUAUACAGAGAUGCCAAGGAGUGCCUAAAUCUUCUGUCAAACAGACUGGGAACAUCUCAGUUUUUCUUUGGAGAUACGCCUUCUACUUUGGAUGCCUAUGUGUUUGGUUUUCUCGCACCUCUUUAUAAAGUACGCUUUCCUAAAGUUCAGUUACAAGAACAUUUGAAACAGCUCUCCAACCUGUGUCGCUUUUGUGAUGACAUCCUAAACAGUUAUUUUAGGCUUAGUCUUGGAGGCAUCUCUCCUGCUGGACAAGAAACGGUAGAUGCAAAUCUGCAGAAACUCACACAACUUGUAAAUAAGGAAUCCAACUUGAUUGAAAAGAUGGAUGACAAUCUUCGCCAAAGCCCUCAGCUUCCUCCUCGGAAACUGCCAACACUUAAAUUGACUCCAGCAGAAGAAGAAAGUAAUUCCUCACAACGGCUGUCACCCUGACAGUCUUCAUGCUUUGUGUCCAAAGUCAUGUAAUUGUUGCAGUAAUCUCUUACACUAAGUGUGUGAAGGCAAAAAGAAAAUUCAUGAAUAGGUAUAAGGAAGACUCUAAAACGAAACUUUCUAUGACAGCAAUUUUUUUUUUAGUUAGGAAGCUCGUGUUUUAGCUUGGCAAUGCACUUUAAGUAACAUCAAGGUAAAUGCUAAAUGAACUUGGGGAAAAAAGAAAACACGUUGUACUGUAAAUAAAAAACCUGCCUUAACCUUGGCAGAUUUUUGCCUUUGGUUCACAUGUUGCUGGCCCAAAGCGACACUUCUGUUCUGAAUGUGCACUGUUAGUUUAUCCAAGUUAAUUUAUUAAUUUAGUAUCCUUAUACCAGUCUAAAUAUCUAAUAUGUGGCUCUUUGGCUGAAGCCUUUUUUUCUUCUGUUUAGAAAUCUGAUGCCUAUUUUAGAUGUUAGGAAAAAUAUAUUAUUCUAAUAUUCUGUUUACUUCAAUAGAAAAGCCUGUAUUUAACUUUAAAAAGCAAUGAGGAAUGUGUUUUUAAAUUAUGCUCUCAUAAGUCUAAUCUUUGGGGGAGUUACUACCAUACAUAUAAAUAUUAAAGAUGGUUACAUAUAAUAUUUGUCUGACUAUAUGCACUUCAAUAUAACAGUAUUUGCUCAUGUGUUCAAUACAGGUUAGCAAGGGCUGUUUUAAUUUAUUGGAGCUUUAGACCUGUGUAUUCGUAGUACAUCUUUAACUCUAGUCAUCUCUUUCUUGGGUUGAUUUCGGGAGAGCUGAACGUGUUAGCAUCGUUAUUAUGCCAGGCUGUAAAGUCUAACUGACACUUGCCCGGUUGUUAGACACUACUCAGGAGGAGCUUACUGCCAGAGAACUAGAAGUACCUACUGUGCACCUGGUCCAGGUUCACCAUGCUUGGCUCAGACCAGUGUUCUUCCUAAGAAACAUAUCAUGUAGUCAAAACCUUUAUGACAACUAAUUAUUUUCCAUAGAGUUAACUACAGUUGAAGGAUUCAAUGGAGUAAUCGGAAAUAGCAGAUUUUAAAGAACAUUUUCUAUUUAUUGGUUGCUGAACUGUUCAAAGAUUUCCUGUGCGGGUAAUUUUACUUACAAUAGAAUCUUGCUUAUUUUAGUGGCUGAGGUGCUUCUGCUGUCCUAAAACUACUUCUGGGGUUUUUAAAAUGUAGGACCAUGUUUUUGAUUAGUGUCUUAAAAGAUUACUAUGGUGCUGAGAAAAUCUUGUCACAUCCUGCAGAAACCCCCAGGUUAGGAAAACAGUUUUGGACUCAAGAGACUUGUCUAAUUUGAGCUGAGUGGAACUCAGCUGUGUUUGACCUGUAUCCUCUCCAUUUGUUCUGUAUUUAGGUAGCUAUUUAUACAGAAGUCUUUAUGUCAUUGUAAAUAUUUUUUCUUGAAAGUUUUAAUGAGAAACAGGGUAGUCUUCAAAGUCUUGUUCAUCUGUUUGGACGCAUUGAGAGAAAGAAACUAAUGAGUUUCACAUUACUUCUGCAACAGGUGGGAGAGAGUGUGUGUGUGUGUGUGUGUGUGUGUUAUGCGUUAGUCUUCUGUUAGAGUCCAGCAGUCGGAAAUCUGUUUGAAUAUUCUGUGUUGGAAAUCAUGACCAUAGGACUUUAUUGUCCUCUAGGAUUGAUGUUUAUUGGAGAUGGGUGGUUAGCACAUUAAUCAUCUGCUUAUGCUUUAGUCAGGGUUAGUCAUUUUCGAUUAUGAUUUCUACUAAAACUUUCAAAAAGUAUUUGAAGUGACUUACAAUUGUCAAAUAUGUAAAACAGGACAAUUAAAAUUAGUUUUUGGCAAAAUAAAAAAUUUGUAGGAGAAAGAACUAUAUUAACCCUAACAGAUUCUAAAAUUGAAUGGUAAAUUUAACUCCAGAUUUCUCCAUGAGCAAAGUCAAAGGAUAAUACUGGGUUAUGUAAAGUUUUCUGUCAGUAAGGUUACUACUGUCCAUGAGUAAGCAAAAUGUAUUUACAUUUUUAUAAGAAUGUGUAAUAUCGUAUUCUUACGACACAAAGAUGCAGCCAGUAAGCAUACUGUUUGUUGAAAGUUUAAUAAAAAAAUAUCAUUCUAGAAUAACAAGUAUCCUUUUUUAGUAGAAAGACGACUGUAAAUAUGAUUUAUUUCCUUUUGGUCAUUCCUGCUUUGAACUGCCUUUAGCUGUAUGCUAUAUAGGCCAUGAUGCUUCCAGACUAUCUUUCCUAAGAUGCAAAAUAUGAUUUAGAUAAGUGAGAAUUUAUAUGCUGGGUUACUUAGUUGAGGUUUUUGGUAUAAGCUAAUGAGAUGCUAGGAAGCUAUCACUGAACACAAACCACUCCAGGGAUCAGCCACACAUAUAGGAAGCUUUUGGAAAGGAAUAACUGGGCAGAGAGCUUUUGAGCAACCUGUCAGGAUAUGCUUUGGAUAAAGUUUGAGUUCGCUGAGAUAAAUGGUCCACAGUCUUAAAAUACUGUGAGCCACUUUCUUUUGGAAGUGAUGGUGGAGGAUAAUAUGAUAAAAGGGACUAUGUUUGUGUUUAUGUUUCUUGGUAGUAUAGGAUGAGAAAAUUGGUCAGAUAAUUCCCAUAAGAUAAAGAUCGUUCGUCAACAAACUGUCAUCAGUUAUCCAUAAGACUGGCCAUUCCCCUAAGACCAAAGAAACUGAAAAAGACCUUUAAGGACAGUCAUUCCUACACAGUGUUUUUCCCCCUAAAAGGUUGGCACUGACAAACGAAUUAAAUUUCAACCUAGACAUGUUUGUUUUAUUUUUUGAGGGCUAGAGGAUUAGAGAUUUUAUGUUAAAUCUGAAGCAUUUUGAUUUCCAUUUGUAAUUUCUGUUCAUUUAAUGUGGCUAGAUAUAUUAACUUAAAGGAAUGGGUAAGCUUAUUUCAAUCAGAGCUAAGUUACAAUUUUCAGAAGUCUGCAAAAAUGGAAGAAAACUAGACAUCAAAAGAGGCAGAAAUUGGUAACAGUAUCUCAGAAAACCAAUUUUUAAAGGUAGUAUCAUGUGAUAAAAGUGGUAUUUGAAGUCAGUAAUAUGUUUUCUUAGAGCCUCUUCCAGGAAUAGACAUUUACCAUGUUAUUAGAUUUUUCUUAAACUGUUUACUUUUUCAUAAACUGUCAAAAAUUGUAUCCCUCUGAAACCAAAAUAUAAAUGCUUAAAAUGUAAAGACAGGAAGCUGAGGGAUGGUUACAUAGGAUCUCUGUGUACUAUUUUUGCAACUUCUUUUUGUGAGUCUAUAAUUAUUUCAAAAUAAAAGGGUUUUAAAAAUAAAUUCAAUAAGUUUAUCAUUAUCUAAACUAUGAUUUAAAAUUUAAUGCUUUAAACAUAGUAUUCAGUUCCAGAUUAAUAAAUGCAUAAUAUAAUUAAUUUAUUUCAUUCUUGAGUUUAAAGAAAAAAAAACUCAGGUUUAUAACAAAUGAUAAUCUACAGAUCUGUUUUGCCUUAUCAGCAAAGAUAAAACAAGAACCCCUAAAACUAAGAACCCCUUUUCCCUAGGAGAUUAAAAAUUCUACGGUUUUAUGUUUGUAAUUGUAUCUUUUUUCCCUAUCGUAUGGUAUCCUUUUAUGAGGAUAAAAUAUUUUGGAAAAAACUCCUCCAUGUCUCUGUGUGGUGAUCCUUCUUUGUUUUGCAAGUGUUCUCUAACUACACUAGGGAUGAACAAAAUGCAGUGUGUCUGUGUGCUUUUUGUUUUUUAAGUUCACAGGGAUUUAGUGAUUGACUUUGUCUUGGUUUAAUUAUUUAUAUAAUUGAAAUCCUGAGCAGAGCCACAUAUAUUUGGGUUGUAAUGACGGUCUUUUGUAUAUGUUGUUGGCAUUUAGAAUUAUCUUUUGCCUUUUUUCUUGUUCAGCUCUGUGGAACUUACAUUUACUUUUCAAUGUUUUCAUAUUUCCUAAGAAAUUACUAGAUUUUUAAGAAAUUCGUUGUUAAUUACAUGAACCAAAGGUCAGUAAUCCUAGUCUCAAAGGUUUAACUGAAGUUUCAUUAGAUCUUCAAAAUGUUGAUUUUCAUAGAGAUGUAAAGAUGGAGUGCUUUGCUUUUUUUUUUUUUUUUUUUAAGGGUUUUUAAAAUUAUUUAGCUCCAAACUCUUGUUGGGAUAUAAUGUUUGCUAGAAGCCCAGGUUACCUCCCCUAGACUUAAAAUUAUUGUGAUUGAGGUGCAGAGGUAUCCUCGGAAUCAAAAAGCAUGCAAAAAUCAUUUGUUCCAGAUGAGGAGGCCAGUGAUUACUGAUGAGAAUGAACGUUCUUGAACAAUGAUAGAAGAAAGGGUAGCUUUGAGUUGGAUGUUUGUAAACAGAGAGUGGAAUGUUAUGAUAAAAGACUAUUCAGAGCAAAACAAAGUAGUUCCUUUAAAAAAAUGCAGGAAAAUAAGUCUUUAUAUCCUCAUUAUUAUUAAUUUGAAAUUAUAUUGUAAGAUAGUUUUAAACUAUAAUUCAGUUCUUUGGAGAAGCAUUUCAAGAUAUAUUUUGGCAGAAUAUAUUGUUAUUAUACGAAUAGUGGGUUCUUUGGCUAAAUAGGGAAAUGCUGGGUUAGACAAAGUUAAGUUACUGUAGGCUUCUCAGCACCUUACAUAUGCUGUUGGUGGUUUCAGACUCCAAGAAGGGCCUGUAUUUUAUACACUAUUUUCCUAAUUUAUUUUUAUGUGGAUUUUUUUUUUUAAGUAGGUGUCAUGUGGGAUGUGUUCUGAGAAAUACAGUUAGGGAAAUGCUGCCCUAAGAGUGCUUCUGCUUGUUUGUACUCAUUGCAGAGGUUUCCAGUUGUUGGCUGCCCUUCUAGUGAGUGGUGAUAAAAUGGAAGCGACAGGUUAGGGCUCCCUGGGACCAUGGAGUUGACUGAGGAUUGGCUGUGGGUUUACAUAGUUUGGUUAUUUAGGCACAUGUGAGGCCCUUGGUCAGUCCAGCUGCUUCCCUAGAAUCCCAUUUGGCUUGGAACAGCUGUACAAGAGUGUGAACUGGUGGUUUCAGAGAACUAACCACUUGUUAGGCAUCUAUGAGACAGAGGGAACCAACUUGGAAUUCCAUUCCAAACUGUUUUUGGCUGUGCUUUAAAAGUACCAGAAAGGCAGUGAGUAUUUAUAGCAUUAAAGUCACAUACAAGCUAGUUAUUUUAUAUAUAUAUAUAUAUAUAUAUAUAUAUAUAUAUAUAUAUAUAUAUAUGCAUGCACAUGCAUACACACAUAGUGUCUUAGAAAGUGUACAGUUCCUUCCGUGACAAAAGCAAGGAAAGUUUAAUAUUUUCAACUUCUAUUACUGAAGACAUGGUCUAAAAAAGGAUUGUAUGUUUGUGUAUGCAUUUUCUAGGAUGAGGGUUUACAGUUUUUAUUAAAUUCUCAGCAAGUUUCUGUAUCCCCCCAAGUUUAAGCCUCACUAGACCUUCUAAUUUCAGAGGACUAAGUAUAUCUGAUUUCAUUUCAAAGUAUAAAACCAGUUCACUCAUCAGGUGUAAGGAUGCUCUUUGUUUUCUGCAGUGUAUAUGGUUGCAUAUUUGGAACUGCGUGCUUUGGAUGUGUAUUGGUUGGAAAGCUUGCCUUUGGGUUUGAGUUGUGGUGUGGUGAACAUCUGGCCAUGUGCAAAGCAGUUGGAUCUUUGUUCUGAUUCUUUAGGUCUUCUCAUGCAAAUUCAGAGAAAUGCCUUCUAAUCAUUGAGUUUACAUGUCCCAGAUCCCUGGAUGUCUAGAAACAGUGGCUUGCCAGAGUUUGCGUCAGUCCUGAGGGAGUCACGCACUAUAGAGGAGGCUGUGUUCGCUAUUUGUUCUUUGACCUGUUGGCUGCCUCUCUUGCAGUGCUGGCGUCUUAUUUCUUGGAGAAGGACGGGUGUACUCAAGCUUUUAUGUUAACUGCAUAAAGAUGAGCUUUAUUCUUCUUCUGACUUGAUGUUUUAUUUUGUAAAAUAGGAAAUAAUGUCUUUCCAUUUUUCUGUUCAUCCCAAAGUGGAAAUUUGAGGUGUUUGUAAUAUAACUUUAGUUUUCUGGAAGACUGAUAGCAAAGAAGACAAGUAAGAAAUUUAUGUAUACUCAUAUUGGUUUUGUUCCACCAAGCUUAUCUUCAAAUGGUAUACAUUUGAAACAUCUGUUCUAGUGUAUAAACACUGUAGUUUUGUUAUGAAGUAAACAAUCUUAAAAUAAGCAUUGUUGGUCAUAAUUUCAACAUUCUAGCCUUGCCUUGUGUGAAUAUAUUUUACUCAGAGAUUGUGUAUAAAUACCCAGAAGUGGUGAUGAUGAUCAAUGUUGUAAAGAAUUUAUUCUGAUAAAUGAGAAACUGGAUAUAAUGUCAAAAUAGCUAUUUUCACAAUAAAAUCUCAAGUUGCUCGAAUGUUUAUUAA
Aethalodelphis obliquidens (Pacific white-sided dolphin) is the source of this 7257-nucleotide messenger RNA. RefSeq names its product metaxin 3 (gene MTX3). Bases 9 to 947 code for a protein of 312 amino acids. Gene Ontology annotation, biological process: mitochondrion organization. Gene Ontology annotation, cellular component: SAM complex; cytoplasm. Lineage: Eukaryota; Metazoa; Chordata; Mammalia; Artiodactyla; Delphinidae. The transcript has 9 exons. The record is from RefSeq and is a predicted model, not a curated record.